Molecule: messenger RNA, 1368 nt
Organism: Saxophila tyrrhenica
Lineage: Eukaryota; Fungi; Ascomycota; Dothideomycetes; Mycosphaerellales; Extremaceae
Exons: 4
Coding region: 1-1368 (455 amino acids)
Source: RefSeq, a predicted model, not a curated record
AUGGCUACCGCCCAAGGCCCGAGUGGUAUACAGCAGCAGUACUGCUCGAACCAGAAUACCGGUUCAGGGUUCUCACCAGUGUACAGCAUCUACCAGUCUAUGGGGUCAUGCUCGAAGACUUGUAGGAGCCAAUAUGCCUUUGCGAUUGUAAAAGGCAAGGACUGUUGGUGUUCCGACUAUACCCCCUCUCAGCAGGCAGACACCGGAGACUGUGAUUCCACUUGUCCUGGCUAUCCUGACGACUACUGCGGCAACCCCGGCCGUGGCAUGUUUGGAUAUAUCCCCUUGGACAAGCAACCUUCUGGGACGGCCGGCGCGAGCUCCUCGCAGCCGGAGAGCACGUCUGCAACUUCUGAUCCACCGAGCUCUGAUCCACCCAGUUCCAGUCCGCCAACCUCGAGCUCACCACCGCCCUCACCGACUUCGAGCCCCGAACCCCAGACGAGCUAUGUGAGUAUCCAAACGACGGUGACGAGCGUCAAGACGAAGAAGCCUGAAGUGGUAACGUCUUAUGUCACACCUACACCACCAUCGAUCAGCUCGUCGCCGCCACCUCCGGCCUCUUCAUCGUCUAGCGAUUCUUCAUCGAGCGAAUCUUCAUCGAGCGAAUCUCCAUCGAGCGAAUCUCCAUCGAGCGAAUCUCCAUCGAGCGAAUCUCCAUCGAGCGAAUCUUCGUCGAGCGAUCCUCCUUCGAGCUCGGACCCAUCGUCUUCUACAUCAUCUACCCGAACCAUGACUCCUGUCGUUCACACCAGUGUCAUCACCAGGUCUGGAUCUGUUGUGACCCAAACCGUCACCACUACUCCUGUCGUUGUUGGCGGCGGGGGUGACGACUCGCCAGCUCAAUCGCAACAACUCCAAAAGAAAGCCGGCUUGUCGUCUGGCGCCAUCGCUGGCAUUGUCAUUGGCACUCUCGUCGGCUUGGGCGCACUCAUUCUAGCUGCCUUCUGCCUCUACCGCCGCCGCAAGAACACCGACAAUGAGGCCAACCCCACCUCGCGACCUAAGCGGACUACCAGCGUUCUCAGCCGCACCGGUCUGCUGUCUCGCGGUCGCCCACAGAGCAUGGCCGAAAUCCAUGAGGAUCCCUUCACUGGUGGUGGCAAUAGCAUCCGCCACUCCGCGAUGAUGGGCGCUGGCGCAACCGUCGAGCCUAGUAGCCCGCUCGGCGGCAGCCAGAACAACCUCUCCGACUCUGCACGAAGAUCCAGCAGGCCGAUGGUGUACGAUCAGCGACUGAACCCGUCGGCGCUGUUUGCGAACCAAGAGGCGAAUGGAAGCAGAAUAUCGAUACAAGAUCAACAAGAUUACAGUCGGCCGCUUGGGGUCGCCAAUCCGGACUACCGACCCAGUUUCGAUUCACGGUGA